Cryptotermes secundus is the source of this 2323-nucleotide messenger RNA. RefSeq names its product sodium-coupled monocarboxylate transporter 2. Gene Ontology annotation, molecular function: symporter activity. Gene Ontology annotation, biological process: sodium ion transport; transmembrane transport. The record is from RefSeq and is a predicted model, not a curated record. The transcript is spliced from 13 exons. Lineage: Eukaryota; Metazoa; Arthropoda; Insecta; Blattodea; Kalotermitidae. Gene Ontology annotation, cellular component: membrane. Bases 194 to 1942 code for a protein of 582 amino acids.
UUGUCUAGUAACUGUUCACUCUCAAUGUGGUCUGAGUUUGCAAAGUGCUUCAUACAAAAUAAUGCUGUUCUGGACAGCAAGUACUCGCCAUUUACUGGAAGUCAGCUGAAACUGUAUUUAUUGCAUGUUACUCAGAGGCAUCGCUGUCACGACAUCAACAAAUACAGAAGAAUAGGAAGAGGCGAGCGUGACAAUGAAUUUCACCACGGAUGCUACUGAAGGUGCAGCCGAACUACUCUUUGGCUGGCUCGAUUCUUGCUUUUUUAUACUGAUGCUGGUGCUGUCCACGGCGAUUGGUGUGUAUUUCGGUUUCUGGGGCAAGAAAGAAGACUCUCCUGAGGAGUACCUGCUUGCAGGGAAGUCAAUGAGCACUUUGCCAGUAGCCGUGUCUCUCGUGGCCAGCCUGGUGUCUGGCAUCACAGUCAUGGGAGAUCCGUCGGAGAUUUACACGUACGGAACACUGUACUGGUUAGCCUGUUUUUGUGCUCCACCUGUUGGAGUUCUGAACAACUACUUGUAUCUGCCUGUAUUCUACGAACUUCAGAUUACUUCUGUGUAUGAGUAUUUGCAACUUCGGUUCAACAGAAGUGUUCGAGUCAUGGCGUCAGUACUCUGUACGAUUGGAAUGCUUUUCUACAUCCCUAUAGUAAUGUAUGUUCCAGCACUAGCUCUGAGCCAAGUGAGUGGAUUGAAUAUACACUACAUCACCCCAAUUAUCUGCAUCAUUUGUAUCUUCUACACGAUGCUGGGUGGAAUAAAAGCUGUCAUAUGGACCGACUUCCUGCAAGGGGUGGUGAUGGUUGUGGCAAGUUUGGUUGUCAUCGUCCUGGGACUUAUCCAUGUGGGAGGCUUUAGUCCUGUCUGGGAGAAGAGUAUUGAGGGACAAAGGAUAAAAAUUUUCGAAAUGAGCCUCUCUCCAUUCGAGAGAAUGACAUUUUGGAGUGUUUUAGUGGGCGGAACAAGCGGUUGGCUGGGGAUGCUUUCAGUGAACCAAGGAAUGGUCCAGAAAUUUCUGUCCCUUCCUACAUAUUCUAAAGCACAGAAAUCAUUGGUGUUUCUUGUACUGGGAACUCUGCUAAUAAAGUGCAUUACUUGCUUCAUGGGACUCAUUAUUUAUGCCACAUAUUACGACUGUGAUCCCCUGGAAUCAAAGGCUAUCUCUCGGUCUGACCAGCUGCUCGCUUACUACGUGAUGGACAUCGCCUCUGCAAUUCCAGGCUUGCCUGGACUCUUCAUGGCAGGAAUCUUCAGUGCUUCUCUUAGCACCAUGUCCAGUACUCUCAAUUCCCUGGGCGCUACAUUAUUUGAAGACUUCGUUCGGCCAUGUUUAAACAUCAAAAUAUCAGAUAAAACUUCAAACAACAUAAUAAAAUUGCUUGUUAUAAUAAUAGGAGCAAUCUGUGUUGUCAUGGUGUUCUUUGUUGACAAAGUCGGCGGAAUUGUCCAGCUGGCGAUGAGUAUGAGUGGUGUUUCCUCAGGUGCAUCCUUCGGACUUUUCACAUUCGGAAUGUUCUACCCACGAGGAAAUUCUAAAGGCGCUCUGGUUGGAAGCGUCGUUUCGUUGCUGGGCAUGGGAUGGAUCGUAUUUGGAGCUCAAAUGGCUUAUUCUGACGGCACCAUUAAGUACCCCAAAUUGCCCACUUCAACAGAGGGCUGUGGCUUCAACAUAACAUUACCAGAACCCAUCGUGACUGAAGUUCCGCCGGAAGAGGCAUUUGUUUUGUUCCGGAUAACCUUUAUGUACUACACUCUGAUGGGCUUCGCCAUGAUGAUCAUUGUGGGCAUGAUUGUGGGCCUCUUCACAGAAUCUCCAAACGUUGAAGAACUGAACCCGACCCUCUUCAGUCCUGUUGUGAGGAAAUAUGUCUUGCGCAAGAAACAGAAAUAUGAAAUGAAAAUUAUUGAUGGAAAAAAAGUUUUAUAUAUGACUCCUUCUGAAUGAACUGACAUAUAUUUUAAAGGUGUAAAUAAUGGAUCGAAAAUUAUGAACUGCAGUUCUUUUCGACAUAUGUAGCUAUGCAACUGAAGAAGCCAAAGAAAAUCCUGUGUCUAGAAUGAACUGUGAUGGCUCCUCGCGAUGAGCUACCCGACGUUUCAGACGAUACGACAAUUUCCUACUGUUUGUGUUGCAGAAGCUGCUUCUGUGAAGUGCAAAACACUGAAGACUGUGGCUCCCGAUUAAUGUAUUGUGCUUCUUGCAUCAUGUGAUAAUUUGAAACAGUUGUAUUUACGAGAUAAACGUCUUAGGAUUCAAGAACAACGCUCCAACAGAUACCUUUUAAAUAAACCUUAUAAUAGUUCCUGCGUACAUUGAAUUUUAACA